Messenger RNA from Leptopilina boulardi, 1347 nucleotides. Its product is annotated as chymotrypsin-2-like. Gene Ontology annotation, molecular function: serine-type endopeptidase activity. NCBI's taxonomy places the organism in Eukaryota, Metazoa, Arthropoda, Insecta, Hymenoptera, Figitidae. The record is from RefSeq and is a predicted model, not a curated record. Bases 73 to 858 code for a protein of 261 amino acids. Gene Ontology annotation, biological process: proteolysis. The transcript is spliced from 7 exons.
CAUUCAACAAGUAUAUAAGUGAACUUAUCAUUAAAGAUUUAUCGUUAUUUUUUGAUUACUAAAAGUUUGACGAUGAUUAUCAUCAUUAGUGUAUUUUGCAGUUUUUUCCUCUCAAUUUCAUGCAAUGUUGGGAUUUUUAAAAAUGAUUAUUUUAUUCCAAAAAUAAUUAAUGGAGAAGAUGCCAAAUUUGGAGAAAUUCCUUAUCAGGUAUCACUUCAAAAAAUUGCAAAGAAUUUUCAUUUUUGCGGAGGAUCAAUUUUAAGUGAAACUUAUGUAAUUACAGCGGCACAUUGUGUAGUAAGUAAAAAUGCAUCUGAUAUACAAGUGAUAGCUGGUACUUUAAAAUUAAGUGAGCCAAAAUCAAUUCAUCAUGUUGAUGAAAUAAUUGUACAUAAAUUUUACAACAGAAAGGAUUCAUGGAAAAAUGAUAUUGCUUUACUGAAAAUACAAGAUCACUUUAUUCUGAGCGAUGUAAUACAAAUAAUUCCUCUUCCUGAAUCUAAAAUGAUCAUUGAGGCAAAUCAAAAGGCAGUAGUUUCUGGUUGGGGUAGACUUAAAUACCUUGGGCCUAAACCUGAUCAUUUACAACGUGCUGAAAUUCUCACAGCUGAUCAAAAUUAUUGCAGAAAAGUUUAUAGAAAGCAUGGUUAUUCUAUUCAUGAUUCUCAAAUUUGUGCCUAUGAUCCAAACAUUAAGAGAGGAUCUUGUAAGGGUGAUUCUGGUGGUCCUUUGACUGUGAGAGGAGUUCUUGUCGGUCUUGUUUCCUGGUCGAAUGGUUGUGCAAAAACCAACUAUCCUACAGUUCAUACUAGAGUAUCAGAAUUUUUAGAUUGGAUUAGAAUACACUCUAUUAUUUAAGCAAAUUUUCAGUUUUUAAGUAACUGGAAAUUCGAUUUCUUUUAUGAAUUUCUAUUUAUUGACAUAAAAUAUAGUAAAAAUAAUACCAAGACCCAAAAUAUUUCCGGUCUAUAUAGUUAUCUAUUUGGGACAGAUAAUGUUGACGUAUAAUAAGUUCCGGAAGAACUGCUUUGUAAUGAAUUCACUUUUACUAUACGACGCUAAAUCUUACUGAUAGUCCUAUUUUGAAAACACAAAAUUUUCUGCGAGCGUAAUACAAAUUAGCAAAAACUCAGCCACAAUAGUAGAUUAUUUUACAAAGUGAAGUCUUAAUUUUCUUUUUACAAUUUUCUAAAAUAGACAUUAUUUUAUCAUAGGUAAUUAUUAAAAUGUAAAUAUUUAAUGAACUAAUAGAUUAAUUAUAUUAAAUAAAAAAUGGACUAAUAAAAAAAUAAAUGAAGUAAUAAAAAAUUAAGUGAACUAAUAAAAAUAUUAACUUCAAUAAAUUAA